UAAUAACACGAUAUUUCACAUAAUUGCCACCCAUGCCUUUGUUCUGACAAUAUAUAUGCACAUUGCACCAUGCAGAUGAUGUAACUUCCGAGGAAGAUUCGCUUGAAGUCUUAUUUGUAGGGCGAAUACUCCUCAAAUUAUCCUCAGAAGAGAUUUUCAGAGAUUCUCAUCAACUAUCUCUUUUGUUUUGUUACUAAUAACAAUAUCUAAUCAUAUUUUAUAAUUUUGACCCCUUUUAAGACUCACACCUUCAUAAAUUAAAAUAAUGAAAUUAGAAGAUUGAUUCACAUUUAAGUAGUAGAAUGGAAUACUUUGCAAUUAAUGUGUGAUAUCUGUAUGGUAGUAAUAACUUUGAUUUGUGCUUAUUGCAUUUGAAUGCAUUGUAUUGUAUCACAUGGAAGCGUGUGGUGUGAUGUGAUGUGAUGUGAGGAUCUUUUCGUUUUCAGUGUACGGCACUCUGUAGUUUGUACAGAGAUCAAUAAUGGGCUGAUUCAAGUUUGAAGUUAAAUUAAGUUGUGCAGUGCAGUGCAGUGCAGCAGCCAUGUGAGUUUCUUUUCAGAAUUUCAUCAAGUAGGUGGUGGGUCCAUCAUUUUGUGGCACCAUAUAUCAUAUCAUCGAUCCUUUCUGGAUAUGUAUGGCUUCCCACUCUCUCUCAAUCAUUGUUACACGAUCCACUGCACUAUCAUCAUAUAUAUAUAUACUUGCAUUCUUUCUGUCUCUUCUCUUCAAUUCAAUUCAUCCAUAACAUUGAUCAUAUAUCAUAUAUACUAUGGGUAUUCGUCUACCAUUUAUUGUUCUUCAUGCAAACAAGAUAUUCAAGUCAUCACAUUCACAACAACAUCUACAUAGUAGUACAAAUCAUCAUUCAAAUGUUCCAAAGGGACAUGUAGCAGUCUAUGUUGGAGAGUCUUACAAGAAACGCUUUGUUGUUCCAAUAUCUUACUUAAACCAUCCUUCUUUUCUUGACUUGUUAAACACAGCUGAGGAAGAAUUUGGAUUCAAUCAUCCUAUGGGUGGUCUCACUAUUCCUUGCAAAGAAGAGGCAUUUAUUAAUCUCACCUCUCAAUUGCGUGUCUGUCUCUUGAAACAUUAAUAUUAUUCUAUGACACACGUUUCAAACGUGUUAUCUUUUAUUAGUUGAAAUUUACA
Molecule: messenger RNA, 1149 nt
Organism: Cicer arietinum (chickpea)
Lineage: Eukaryota; Viridiplantae; Streptophyta; Magnoliopsida; Fabales; Fabaceae
Product: auxin-responsive protein SAUR24-like
Biological process (GO): response to auxin
Source: RefSeq, a predicted model, not a curated record